Dibothriocephalus latus is the source of this 459-nucleotide messenger RNA. NCBI's taxonomy places the organism in Eukaryota, Metazoa, Platyhelminthes, Cestoda, Diphyllobothriidea, Diphyllobothriidae. The record is from the annotation of a GenBank genome assembly.
GUGGAUCGUGCCAUUCCUGUCGUUGGUUCGCAGGAUCGCCUCCAGUUCGCAUACGUCUUUAACUCCAAGGUGAAGUUGGAUGUGAGCGAUGGACACAUUUGGGUCUCUGUCUUCACUAGGCCCGCUCACAGUCGAUUCACCAGAGUGGAAAGAGUAGCCUGCUGUCUGCUCAUUCUCUUCCUGACCAUGGUCUCCUCCUGCAUGUUCUACCGCAAUGAGGGACCUGUGGUGACCGACGCCCAAUUCACCAUCGGACCCUUUGCUAUAACGCCCUCGGUGGCGUUCACAGGUCUUCUCUCCAGCCUAAUCACGUUUGUUCCUGUCGCAAUCAUUAUCACAAUGUUUCGCAAGUCCAGACUGCGAGUGAGUCAUGCUGCCCUGCUGAGGGAUGCCGUGGAAGACCAUCUGGACGAGGAUCUGGAUGUAUAUGAGAAGGAGGAGAAGCGAACCACGCCACCG